Messenger RNA from Chroicocephalus ridibundus (black-headed gull), 2210 nucleotides. RefSeq names its product CD4 molecule (gene CD4). Gene Ontology annotation, molecular function: MHC class II protein binding; protein tyrosine kinase binding. Gene Ontology annotation, cellular component: membrane raft; external side of plasma membrane. The transcript is spliced from 12 exons. Gene Ontology annotation, biological process: T cell activation; interleukin-15-mediated signaling pathway; positive regulation of ERK1 and ERK2 cascade. The record is from RefSeq and is a predicted model, not a curated record. Lineage: Eukaryota; Metazoa; Chordata; Aves; Charadriiformes; Laridae. Bases 427 to 1869 code for a protein of 480 amino acids.
AUAAAGCCUGUCAGAUUGUUGCAAUAAAGGUCUUUGGUCUGUACCCCACCAGAGUCCGUGAAUCCAUGCUCCACAAAUGGUGCCCGAACAGGGACAAAAAACAUAGGAACGUAUGACCGGUGGAGCAGCCCAGCUGAAUGAGAAAAAAGGCAGCGGGAAGGAGAGCUGCAGUCCGGACAAAUAAUCACCAGAAAGAGCUGUAGCUGGGUGAGAUCAAUUACGGCAGGUGACAAACACAAGAAGACAGAAACAGAGAGGCAGAGACGGAGGAAAAAAGAGACUUUUUGUUGAAUAGUCCUAAGAAUUCAAGCAAGUCUUUCCUACAUCGGACUUGGUGGUUAUUGAGAUUUUUAAGGAUAGCAUCCCUUGGCAGCGACAGCAUUUCCAGCGCUGCGGUCCACAGCAGGGAGGAGCGCUCCUGCAGCGAUGAAGUCAUGCGGCACGGUGGUGAGCAGCACGCUUGCCAUCUUCUUCGUUCUGCUUCUGGGUCUGAUCCCCAUUAUGGGUCAUCAAGAUGAACUACAGGUUGGGGUCGCAGGCAAGCCAGUGAUCUUGAACUGCAGAGGCAUACCUUCUGACUCAGAUGUGACCUGGAAGUACUCUAAGUUUGUCGUAAGGGCGUUUAAAACUAACUCUUUUAAAGGCAAAGCUACUAUGAGCGAUCGAUCUGAAAUCAUCCCCAACACUAAACAGCUGAAGGUGUUGAACUUAAAGCUCACCGAUGCUGGCAUCUACACCUGCGAAUAUGGCUCUCACAAAGUCUAUAUCUCACUGCAUGUCUUUGAAUUGACGAUUUCUUCAGAUGGGCACUUCCUGCCAAACGAAGUCCCCAAGCUGACUUUAAUGCAAAAUUCAUCCAAACCGCUACCCAAUCUCAGCAUCACAUUGUUCAACAGCAACAAUAACACAGUAAUAGCAAAACCCUUAGAAAACACCCCUCAAAAAUACAUACUGCAGUUAAAGGAACUGGAGGCUACGGACAGUGGGACCUGGAUGUGUCAUGUCCAUGCAGAUUCUCCAUUGAUUAAUCAGAACAUCGCCUUUGAUGUGAAGGUAUUAGGUUUUCAGAAUCCAGUCUUGGAAAGAAAGUAUGCAACUGUUGAUAGCACUGUCAUCUUGUCAUGGCACCUGAACUUCCGGAAGAUAAUAUGGAAAGAAGGUUUCACAGGACGACUGAAUUGGAAACGACAGGAAAAUGCAACCCCUCAUGAGCUAUUUGAUUUCAAUGUCACAGCCCGGGGAGAGCAGCAUAAGACCAAAAAAAGCAACCACUUUCGGUUUGAGAUACCUGAAAGCAAACCUGAAAGCACCAUAGAACUGAAACUCCACAAAGUCCAUUUCAACCAUUCUGGGCAGUACCAGUGCCAGCUGGCAUACAAAGGAAGAUAUACACAGAACAAUAUAGAGCUGGUGGUGAUGAAAGUCUCAGCUAACCCUGUUGGGCCACUCCCCUGCGGGGCCAAGACGACGCUGAUCUGCCAGGUCUCUAGUCCUCUCCCACCCAACGCUCACUUGCUCUGGGAACGUGUGAAUGGGACUCAGGAGGACGUCAAGAAGUCAAAGCAGAAUGAAGCAAAGGUGGAGGUGAACGUCAGUGCUGCAGGGCUGUGGAACUGUCACCUCAUAGAAGACAAUGACAUGAAGAUCAGCCUUAGUUACCCCGUGGAGGAAGCUCCUGUUUGGAUUAGCUAUGCGGUAACUGGAGCAAGUAUUGGAGGCAGUGUGUUGGUGUUUGGCCUAGCAUGCCUGUGCAUCAUCAGCGGUAUAAGCUGGCAGCGGAGAAGGCAACGGGCAAAAAGGAUGAUACGAGCAAGACAAUACUUGUUGGAAAACAAGACAUGUCAGUGUCAACAUCGGCUGAAUAAGUAGUAUUGCAGCACUGGAGUCAGAAGGACUGAUGAAAUCUCUGCCUUUACCGAAACACCUGCCAGCUCUGUGAAUCCAUCUCCCUUUCUCUGGUUUUGACGUAAUUAUUUCUUCAUCAUUCCCCCAGUCUAAUGCUGUGGAGGGAUGUUGUCUGGCUAGGAGCUGAUGGACAAGACAAGAAACCCUUAAGAGUUAAGAUUGAUUCCGAGUUCUACAGUGAGAGAUAGUGAAUAGAAUAUAUAUACACACACAUAUAUAUAUAUGCUUGUAUUUUGCUCAUGCACUUAAUUUGACCUUCUUGUGGAAACAAUUUUAUGUGCUUCUUUUAUCUGCCUGAGCUACAA